Molecule: messenger RNA, 4302 nt
Organism: Euleptes europaea (tarantolino)
Lineage: Eukaryota; Metazoa; Chordata; Lepidosauria; Squamata; Sphaerodactylidae
Gene: GRM5
Product: glutamate metabotropic receptor 5
Exons: 9
Coding region: 4-3585 (1193 amino acids)
Biological process (GO): trans-synaptic signaling by endocannabinoid, modulating synaptic transmission; regulation of synaptic transmission, glutamatergic; G protein-coupled glutamate receptor signaling pathway
Cellular component (GO): postsynaptic density membrane
Molecular function (GO): adenylate cyclase inhibiting G protein-coupled glutamate receptor activity; G protein-coupled receptor activity involved in regulation of postsynaptic membrane potential
Source: RefSeq, a predicted model, not a curated record
AAAAUGGUCUUUUUGCUAUUCCUGGUCAUCUUGGUUUUGAAGGGAGAUGUCUGUGGGAACUGGGGGCUUUUGGUUUCUGCACAGGCCAACGAACGACGGGUGGUGGCCUACGUGCCCGGUGACAUUGUCAUUGGAGCGUUGUUUUCCGUCCACCAUCAGCCGAGCGUUGACAAAGUCCACGAGAGGAAAUGUGGAGAGGUGAGGGAGCAAUAUGGCAUCCAGCGAGUGGAGGCGAUGCUUCAUACCCUGGACAGGAUUAACGGGGACCCAACGCUGCUGCCGAACAUCACGUUAGGCUGCGAGAUAAGGGAUUCGUGCUGGAAUUCGGCGGUGGCCCUUGAGCAGAGCAUUGAGUUCAUCAGGGAUUCUCUCAUCUCGGCGGAAGAGGAGCAAGGGCUCAUGAAGUGUGUGGACGGGUCCUCGUCUUCGUUCCACUCCAAGAAGCCCAUCGUCGGGGUCAUUGGGCCUGGGUCCAGUUCCGUGGCGAUCCAGGUCCAAAACCUGCUGCAGCUUUUCAACAUACCUCAGAUCGCUUAUUCGGCCACGAGCAUGGACCUCAGCGACAAGACCUUGUUCAAGUACUUCAUGAGAGUGGUCCCCUCGGAUGCUCAGCAAGCAAAGGCAAUGGUGGACAUUGUCAAGAGAUAUAACUGGACUUACGUCUCGGCUGUACAUACUGAAGGAAACUACGGCGAAAGUGGAAUGGAAGCCUUCAAAGACAUGUCGGCCAAGGAAGGGAUCUGCAUCGCCCAUUCCUACAAGAUCUACAGCAACGCCGGGGAACAAAGCUUCGACAAGCUGCUGGAGAAGCUCAGGAGCCACCUACCCAAGGCGAGGGUCGUGGCGUGCUUUUGCGAGGGCAUGACCGUGCGAGGGCUACUCAUGGCUAUGAGACGCUUGGGGCUGGCCGGAGAGUUUUUACUGCUAGGCAGCGACGGCUGGGCAGACAGGUACGAUGUGACAGACGGUUACCAGCGGGAAGCUGUUGGCGGAAUAACGAUCAAGCUCCAGUCUCCCGACGUGAAGUGGUUUGAUGACUAUUACCUGCAGCUUCUGCCCGAAACCAACCUCCGAAACCCCUGGUUUCAGGAAUUUUGGCAGCACCGCUUUCAGUGCCGGCUGAAAGGGUCCCCCCAAGAAAACCCGAAAUUCAACAAGACCUGCAGCAGUAAUCUGACCUUGAGAAUGCAACACGUGCAGGAUUCUAAGAUGGGCUUUGUGAUCAACGCAAUCUACUCCAUGGCGUACGGCCUCCAUAACAUGCAGACGGUGCUGUGCCCAGGCUAUGCAGGUCUUUGCGAUGCCAUGAAACCAAUCGACGGACGGAAACUCCUGGAUGCUCUGAUGAAGGCCAACUUCACUGGGGUUUCUGGGGACAUGAUCUCAUUUGAUGAGAAUGGCGAUUCGCCAGGACGGUAUGAGAUCAUGAAUUUCAAGAAGAUGGGGAAGGAUUAUUUCGACUACAUCAACGUUGGCAGCUGGGAUAACGGGGAGCUGAAAAUGGACGACGAUGAAGUCUGGUCGAAGAAAAACACCAUCAUCCGAUCUGUCUGCAGUGACCCUUGCGAGAAAGGAGAGAUCAAGGUUAUCCGCAAAGGAGAAGUCAGCUGCUGCUGGACUUGUACACGAUGUAAAGAGAAUGAAUUUGUCUUCGAUGAAUACACCUGCAAAGCGUGUGACCUGGGAUCCUGGCCCACUGAGGACCUCACAGGUUGCGAUUUAAUCCCAGUCCAGUACCUCCGAUGGGGAGAUCCAGAACCCAUCGCAGCGGUUGUUUUUGCCUGCUUGGGUCUCCUGGCCACCAUGUUUGUCACCGCUAUCUUCAUCAUGUACCGCGACACGCCGGUGGUCAAGUCCUCCAGCCGGGAACUCUGCUACAUCAUCUUAGCCGGCAUCUUUUUGGGUUACCUGUGUACCUUCUGCCUCAUCGCCAAGCCCCAGCAGAUCUACUGCUACCUUCAAAGAAUCGGCAUCGGCCUCUCGCCUGCGAUGAGCUACUCCGCCCUGGUGACCAAGACCAACCGCAUUGCCAGGAUCCUCGCAGGCAGCAAGAAGAAGAUCUGCACCAAGAAACCGCGCUUCAUGAGCGCCUGUGCCCAACUGGUCAUUGCGUUUAUCUUGAUCUGCGUGCAGCUGGGCAUCAUCGUAGCCCUCUUCAUAAUGGAGCCACCAAAUAUCAAGCACGAUUACCCGAGCAUCCGAGAAGUGUACCUGAUUUGCAACACCACCAAUUUGGGGGUCGUGACUCCCCUCGGAUACAAUGGCUUGCUCAUCCUGAGUUGUACUUUCUAUGCGUUCAAGACCAGGAAUGUCCCCGCAAACUUCAACGAGGCCAAGUACAUUGCCUUCACGAUGUACACCACGUGUAUCAUCUGGUUGGCCUUUGUGCCGAUUUAUUUCGGGAGCAACUAUAAGAUCAUCACAAUGUGCUUUUCGGUAAGCCUGAGCGCCACCGUGGCUCUGGGCUGCAUGUUCGUACCGAAGGUGUACAUCAUCCUCGCCAAGCCAGAGAGGAACGUGCGUAGUGCGUUUACCACUUCCACUGUGGUCCGCAUGCACGUCGGGGAUGGGAAGUCUUCUUCUGCGACAAGCCGUUCCAGUAGUCUGAUCAACUUGUGGAAAAGAAGAGGAUCUUCUGGAGAGACUCUAAGGUACAAAGGCAGGAAGCUGGCUCAGCACAAGUCGGAAAUAGAGUGUUUCACUCCAAAAGGGAGUAUGGGCAAUGGUGGGCGAGCGACCAUGAGCAGCUCCAAUGGGAAAUCAGUCACGUGGGCCCAGAACGAGAAGACCACGAGCCGAGGGGCCCACCUAUGGCAACGGCUUUCAGUCCACAUCAACAAAAAAGAGAACCCGAACCAGACAGCGGUGAUCAAGCCAUUCUCCAAAAGCACAGACAGCAGCCGCCAUGGCGGCUCCGCCACCUCGUUUCCAGAACCGAGUGCCAAAACACUUUAUGAUGUCUCUGAAGCGGAGGAGCACUACCCCGCUCAAUACCGAGUCCAGACCCCCUCUCCCAUCAGCACUGUCAGCCACAGGACUGAGUCUCUGAGCCGGACAGAAGACGACGCCCCGACGUUCCAGUCAGAGUCAGCCCAGCGCAGCAGCUCCUCCCAAGGCUCCCUGAUGGAGCAGAUCAGCAGCGUGGUGACCCGCUUCACCGCCAACAUCAGCGAACUCAACUCCAUGAUGCUGUCCAACACCACACCAGGAACGAUGGUGGCCACUCCCCUGUGCUCUUCUUACUUGAUCCCGAGAGAGAUCCAGCUUCCAACAACCAUGACGACUUUCGCCGAGAUCCAGCCUCUCCCCGCCAUUGAGGUGAAUGGAGCAUCCCAGUCAAGCAGGAAGCCAUCUUGCGGGAGCGUCAAGGAAGGGCCUUCUACAGAAGCGCUGCCGGUGGUCCCCAAGCCAGAGCUUGAAGAGUUGGUAGCUUUGACCCCUCCUUCCCCUUUCAGGGACUCGGUCGAUUCUGGUAGUGCGUCACCCAGUUCACCGGCAUCCGAAUCCGCCCUUUGUAUCCCUUCCUCACCCAAAUAUGACUCACUUAUUAUAAGAGAUUAUACUCAAAGUUCUUCUUCGUUGUGAAUGUAGUUCGAGCUCAGCCUUGGAUCUCUACAAACCAACAGGGAGGGGAGGACAGACCUCCAAGAUCUCCAGCGUUUACAGACACAGUGAGAGUAAAUGGGUCCUCUUGAACACCAUGGAAGGGGGACAUUCGAAGGAUAGGUGAAUUUAAACACACACAAAAUAAAACUUUUAGCAGAUUUUUGUGGCCUUAAAAACAUGGGCUUUUAAAAGGAAAAAAAAAACACUGCAUCUAUUUCCGAGGGCUUAUAAGGAGUCUCUUUAUUCACUUAUAUACCAAGUGCUUUGCAUUAGUAUAACGAUGAACUGUCCGUACGUACAACAGGGGAGCAGAGGAAGUUAAUUCUAGGCAACUGUCCAUUACUUGUUUACUUUGAUUCCUUAACCCGGAAGUGAAACUUGAUCUUUCGUCAAGGCAUAGAAGACCAAACAUUGAAUGUACAUUUUAUAACAGACUCCAGACUUGGGACCAAAUUAUCCAUCUCUUUUUGUUUUGGUUGAAGGUGUUAGUUGGUCUGUUUUUUUUUAAAUGAAGAUCUCAACUAAUAUUAACCUAUUCUGUAAUUAACUAAUCUUUUUUUUUUUUUUUGGCUACAGCAUAUGACGUACAUAGCGGCACGCCGCUUGUUGAUAAACAUAGGUGGAUGCAUUGCGGCCACCGACAGCAGUCAUAGAGGGCUUUCCAAAUGACUUCUGGUCUAACAGAAGGGAACAAAA